AUGCGUGACCACAGUGACGGUUCCGACGUCUCAGACAACUCACCCACGACCUCGAAACCAGCCUUCAACCACAUCGAGCAAAUCCACACCAACGAGCAAGUCCCCGGCCAUACCAAUUACUACGAGAAAGAUGGCCUCCGAACAGCCGGCGACGGCGUCGAUCACGAGGCCGACGUCCCCAUGAACUUCACUCGAAUCAUGGCACUAGUUGCCAUGGCAUUUCUCUGGACAGGCAGCCAGAUCCCCGUCUAUCUCUUUGGUGGUGUUCCUCCUUACAUUUAUGCAGACCUUGGUGGUGCCGAUAGAUGGAUCUGGUUUGUUCUCGCCAAUCUUCUCUCUCUCGCUGCAAUCUGUCCGUUCGUUGGAUCCAUCUCAGAUAUCGUCGGCCGAAGAUGGGUCGCCAUGAUCGGUGCUUCCUUCCUCAUCCUAGGCAUGAUCAUCUGUUCGACAGCGCAUACCAUGAACACCUUCAUCGCCGGCAUGGUGUUCUCUGGUGUCGGUGCAGGCAUCAACGAACUAACGGCUCUAGCUGUCACAUCAGAGCUUGCGCCUACGAGUCAGCGAGGCAAGUAUGUCGCCAUACUUGUCUUCACUAUCAUCCCGUUCUGUCCGUCAGUGUUGUGGGCUCAGCUCAUCGCUUCGACAUCGACGGGUGCAUGGCGCUGGAUUGGCCUGUGGUGUGGAGUGUGGGCUUUCAUCGGUCUCGUCUUGACGGCAGUUUUCUACCACCCACCUCCACGGGUUAACAGCGUAGGUAUGAGCCGCAAGGAGACUCUUGCACAAAUCGACUACGUCGGCGGUUUUCUCUCUGUCGCUGGCAUGAUCUUGUUCAUGAUGGGAAUGCAGUGGGGUGGUUACCAGUACAAGUGGUCCAGCGCACACGUCCUCGCACCGCUGAUCUUAGGUGCCGCCUUCAUCAUUGCCUUUAUCUUGUGGGAAGCAUACGGCGCGAAACAUCCCAUGUUCCCAAAGAGACUUCGCCAGGAGCCUCGCAUUCUAGGGUUGACACUCGUCAUCACGUUUAUUUCUGGAGCCAACUUCUUCUCAAUUCUCAUGUUUUGGCCAACCCAGGCCUUCAAUGUGUAUGGGCAUGACCCUGUCGGUGUUGGCCUCCGAGGUCUCCCAGUUGGCUUUUCGAUCCUGGCUGGUGCUUGUAUCGUAUUGUGGUUGCUUUCCAUGCUUCGUGGUCACAACAAAGAGCUCCUGAUUGCUUCGUCCAUUUUGAUGACUGCAGGCUGCGGUGCGCUUGCAGUUGGGCGUGUCGACAACUUGGCUACACUAUGGGGAUUGCUGGUCCUGGCUGGUCUUGGAAUUGGUGGCAUUGUCGUACCAGCAUCCAUCAUCUCUACUAUCAUUUGCCCAGACGACCUCAUCGCAACCGUCGCAGCUCUCACUCUCGCCAUUCGUGUUAUUGGUGGCUCGAUUGGAUACUGUGUUUAUUACAACGUCUUCAUCUCCAAAUUCGUCCCAGCCGCGACUCACUACAUUGGUGGAGUGAUGGUGACACAACUCAACAUUACAUCUCCAGAGAUCAUCGGAGAGGCAAUCACUAUCACUGGGGCCUCGCUGCUCCCAGCCCUCCAGGAGCUUCCGGGCAUCAAGGGUGUGCCAGGUGCGUACGAGAUGGUUGUUUAUGCAGGUCAGCUCGCGUACGCAGAGGCGUACAAGUACGUGUACUAUGUGAGCAUCGCAUUUGGAGGAGUCAGUAUCAUCGCGGCGUGCUUCUUGGGCGAUAUUUCCAAGUACAUGGACGACCAUGUCGCCGUGGUGAUGCACUGA
Alternaria arborescens is the source of this 1779-nucleotide messenger RNA. RefSeq lists its product as hypothetical. The transcript is spliced from 4 exons. The record is from RefSeq and is a predicted model, not a curated record. The coding region runs from base 1 to 1779 and encodes 592 amino acids. Gene Ontology annotation, molecular function: transmembrane transporter activity. NCBI's taxonomy places the organism in Eukaryota, Fungi, Ascomycota, Dothideomycetes, Pleosporales, Pleosporaceae. Gene Ontology annotation, biological process: transmembrane transport.